GACUGUGGGAGGAGCCGAGGGACUGUUAUAUUUUCCUGGAGGGAAUUUCUGCCGUGAGGGAGCGACGUGAUGAGAAUGAGGCCCUCAGUGUGGCCCGGGGCCCCUGUCCUGCUCUUCUGCUUGGCUUUCGGAGGGGCUCGGGAGGUGCAGGUCCCCGGGGGCCCGCUAUACAGAGUGGAGGGGACGGCCGUGUCCAUCCCGUGUAACGUGAGUGGGUACGAGGGCCCCUCCCUGCAGAACUUCGAGUGGUUCAUGUACCGGCCGGCGGCCCCCGACCAUUCCAUCGCCAUCGCCAGCACCAAGGAGAGCAAGUUUGCGUAUGCGGUGUAUGCGGCGCGGGUGCAGAGCGGCGACAUCUACAUCCACCGAGUGGGCGGGGACAGGGCGGAGCUUCGUAUCAAGCGCCUGCGGGAGGAGGAUGCCGGGGUGUAUGAGUGCUACACGCCCACCACCGACGCCCAGUACCUGGGCUCCUACAGCGCCAAAGUACUGCUCCGAGUGCUCCCAGACUCGCUGCAGGUUUCAGGCAGAUCUGCCCCCCGGGGGCGCUUGGUACCUGCCCCCCCGUUGCAGUUGACGCUGAGCGAGGGAAGUGAUUUGCACGUAGACUGCACAGCGCUCAGUGACUCCCCGCAGCACUCUCACCUGUCUGUCUCUUUCGGGCUGACGCGGCCGGGGGCCCCCGUGGGACGCCACACCUUGCAGGACAUUGUCUCCGUACAGAGGGAUUUCAGUGUAGAACCGGCCCAAUCGGAUCCUUACUCCCGGCGCCACCAGAUGGGGGAGCUGCGAGUAGAGAAAUCCGACAGCGGAACCUUCAAACUGGUGCUGUCUCGGGCCCAACCCCAGGACUCCGGUACCUACCAUUGUACGGCGGCCCAGUGGCUCCAGGACCCCGACGGGACGUGGCAGAGGGUCGCAGAGAAACGAUCCAUCUUGGCCGAAGUCACCAUCCAGACUAUUGAGUCUCAGCUGAAAGUGUCGUCGGGACCCCGAGAGCUGACAAUCAAUUCUGGGGAGGUGCUGGAGAUGUGGUGCAACGUGUCCCUGGCGGUGGUGCCGCCCCCGGACGUGGGCUUUGCAGCAGAGUGGUACAGGAAAGCCACGGAGGAUGCCCCCGAGCAGCUGGUAGCCCGGCUGAGCCAGGAUGGCUUUGUGACUAUGGGGGGGCGCUACAGUGGGGGCGAGGGGGGUGCCCGCCAUAUCUCCCUAGAGAAGAUGCCCCCCUUACCCGGUACUUACCGGCUCCGUAUCCAUUCGGCCCAGCCUGGGGAUGUGGGCUUGUACAGUUGCCGUGCCAACGCCUUGGUGACCUACCCGGGGGCCAGAGUGGAAGAGGUGGCGCAGAGAGUUGCCCCCAGUGUGGGUGUGGCUAUGAGGACACAAGAUGUUGCCCUGGAUGCCCACACACUACUGCAGUCUUCGACGCUGCACCGCGGGGACACGGCCAUCUUGCUCUGCAAUGUUACCGUGGAGACGCCGCAGCCAGUUCGUAUUGCGAUUAGCUGGUGGGCGGAGCUUCCCGGGGAGGAUCCAGAAGAGACGGCGGGGCGGUUAGUGGCCUCGCUGAGCCGGGAAGGCGUGUCGGAGACGGGCUUUCGGCUGUUUGGGGAGGAGCUAGUUACAGACAAGGCGGGGCCUCAGUGCUACAGGCUGCGCAUGUAUAAUAUCCAGCCGGAGGAUGAAGGGAAAUAUUACUGCGCCGCCACCGCCUGGGUCCAGUACCCCGACCUGAGCUGGUACAAUGCGGCCACGGCGCGGUCCAACUCCGUCACGCUCUAUCCCUACGCGCGGGCCAAGGACUUGCUGCUCAUCCCAAUGGUAGCCGGAGUGGCUAGUGCCCUGUUUGUGGGCAUCUUCAUCCUCGCCACCGUGACCUGCUGCUACAUGAAGCACCUCCGGAUCCGCAAGAGGUGAACUGGGCCGAGUGGCAGAACCCCCCAUUCCCACCAAUGAGAAGCCACUGACUGGCAGAACUUGUAAUGUGCCCCCCCCUGGGCCAUUCCUAGGGCACCCUGCCAUAUACCCCCCCCCGACUGCCCGACCUGGGCCAUUCCUAGGGCACCCCUGCCCAUAUACCCCCCCCGACUGCCCAACCUGGGCCAUUCCUAGGGCACCCUGCCAUACCCCCCCCGACUGCCCAAACCUGGGCCAUUCCUAGGGCACCCUGCCAUAGCCCCCCCGACUGCCCAACCUUGGGCCCAAUUCCUAGGGCACCCUGCCAUACCCCCCCGACUGCCCAACCUGGGCCAUUCCUAGGGCACCCUGCCAUACCCCCCCCCCACUGCCCAACCCGUGCCAUUCGUAGGGCACCCUGCCAUAUACCCCCUCCCCACUGCCCAACCCGUGCCAUUCCUAGGGCACCCUGCCAUAUACCCCCCCCCCCCCGACUGCCCAACCUGGGCCAUUCCUAGGGCACCCUGCCAUAUACCCCCCCCACUGCCCAACCUGGGCCAUUCCUAGGACACUCUAGAAGCGGCCUCCACUCCCCUGUACAGAGAAAGUCUAGGCGCGGCCUCCACUCCCCUGUACAGAGAAAGUCUAGGCGCGGCCUCCACUCCCCUGUACAGAGAAAGUCUAGGCGCGGCCUCCACUCCCCUGCUCAAAGCAAGUCUAGGCGCGGCCUCCACUCCCCUGCUCAGAGCAAGUCUAGGCGCGGCCUCCACUCCCCUGCUCAGAGCAAGUCUAGGCGCGGCCUCCACUCCCCUGCUCAGAGCAAGUCUAGGCGCGGCCUCCACUCCCCUGCUCAGAGCAAGUCUAGGCGCGGCCUCCACUCCCCUGCUCAGAGCAAGUCUAGGCGCGGCCUCCACUCCCCUGUAUGAUAGCCCUUGGCACGUGACCCAAGUCCGUGGGGGCCUCCAUGCCACUAUUUUUGUACGUUUCACAAGGGAUUUUGUGGACUCUGAUAAUAAAUGUGAAUUUUUAAAUGAAGGAAAGUCCGUGGGCUCUGGAAGAACCUUAAGACCCGUGGAAGGGUAAGGUCCAGGCUGCGGUUCUGCACAUAGCGGCUUGUACGUCUGGUUGGGGCUUUACUUGAAGCACAAUGGGUAUAUGUGUGGCACCGUCUGUGCCAGUGGGCCCUCUGCCAACCUUCCUACAGUGGCACCAGUUUUGCACUUUUGUUCUCCCUAAGGGCCCUAUUUUGCCUGGUGUUGGGGUUCCCCAACCCUUUCAUGGUACUUGUAUCUCUCAUAUAGUUGGCUGAGCCUGAGGCGCCCCAGAUUGUAACCUGUGUGGGCCCCUGCCCCAACCCUUUAAUGGUACUUGUAUCUCUCAUAUAGUUGGCUGAGCCUGAGGCGCCCCAGAUUGUAACCUGUAUGGGCCCCUGGGGGUGUUGGGGUUCCCCCACCCUUUCAUGGUACUUGUAUCUCUCAUAUAGUUGGCUAAGCCUGAGGCGCCCCAGAUUGUAACCUGUAUGGGCCCCUGCCCCAACCCUUUAAUGGUACUUGUAUCUCUCAUAUAGUUGGCUAAGCCUGAGGCGCCCCAGAUUGUAACCUGUAUGGGCCCCUGCCCCAACCCUUUAAUGGUACUUGUAUCUCUCAUAUAGUUGGCUAAGCCUGAGGCGCCCCAGAUUGUAACCUGUAUGGGCCCCUGGGGGUGUUGGGGUUCCCCCACCCUUUCAUGGUACUUGUAUCUCUCAUAUAGUUGGCUAAGCCUGAGGCGCCCCAGAUUGUAACCUGUAUGGGCCCCUGGGGGUGUUGGGGUUCCCCCACCCUUUCAUGGUACUUGUAUCUCUCAUAUAGUUGGCUAAGCCUGAGGCGCCCCAGAUUGUAACCUGUAUGGGCCCCUGGGGGUGUUGGGGUUCCCCAACCCUUUCAUGGUACUUGCUGUAUCCCCGCCCCCCCAGGGUUCUUCCCGCCCUCUCUCGGUACUGGGUGUGUCCAUCUCCCUCCGGUUCCCCAACCUGCUGAGCCCCUCCAUAUUAUUUCCAUGGUUCCUCAUUACAUGUAGGGGGAGAUCUGGGUGCGAGUAGUGGAGAUAUGGACUGGAACCUCAGCCGAGGGGGACAGGGUACAUACAGUUGCUAUGGGGUCGGUUGGGUUACUGGGUAGUGGAGAUAAGGACUGGAACCUCAGCAGAGGGGGACAGGACACAUACAGUUGCUAUGGGGUCGGUUGGGUUACUGGGUAGUGGAGAUAAGGACUGGAACCUCAGCAGAGGGGGACAGGACACAUACAGUUGCUAUGGGGUCGGUUGGGUUACAGGGUAGUGGAGAUAAGGACUGGAACCUCAGCCGAGGGGGACAGGGCACAUACAGUUGCUAUGGGGUCGGUUUGGUUACUGGAAACCACAUGUUUAUUUAUUGAGAUUUGUUAGGUUAAUUGUAAUUUUAUUGGUUUUCCUUCUAAUGUAGAAAUGCUGGUGUGGGUUAUGUUUUGUCUGAUUUCUCCCUGUUCUGCCCCAACUGCCCCAGUGCUGAUCCUUUUAUAAUGGACUCACUAUAUUCUGGGUCACACUGGUGUUGCCCCGCCCCUGAGGAACCAAGCAGGGGCUGUGGAACCAGAGCACUUAGAACCAUCACCCUUACAGCGCCCCCACCAGGGAUGUGGGGCAAUUGUGUGUGGCCCCGAGAUGCUGUGGAAUCUUUAUAUGUUAUGGACUAAAGCACCGGGCUCGUGUACAUUCCAUAUUGCUGGGGGUACAGAGACUAUGUGCCCCCCCUCUGUAAAUGUGACUGCUGAUCUCUGUGCCAUGGAAUAAAUCUCUAAUGUCUGUCUAA
Molecule: messenger RNA, 4720 nt
Organism: Xenopus tropicalis (tropical clawed frog)
Lineage: Eukaryota; Metazoa; Chordata; Amphibia; Anura; Pipidae
Product: provisional ortholog of immunoglobulin superfamily member 8
Cellular component (GO): membrane
Source: RefSeq, marked validated